This is a messenger RNA of Balearica regulorum gibbericeps (East African grey crowned-crane), 4026 nucleotides long. The record is from RefSeq and is a predicted model, not a curated record. NCBI's taxonomy places the organism in Eukaryota, Metazoa, Chordata, Aves, Gruiformes, Gruidae.
CUAGGCACAUUCAAGACUGACGAUGGUGACUAUUUCGUAGAGCCGUUGCUAUCGCUUGAAGAACAGGAGUACGAAGAAGAGCACAAUAAACCACAUCUAGUCUACCGACACCGGACGCCUCCAACCAACUCUUCAGGGGACAGGCAGACUUGCGAUACUCCAGAUCAUGAACACAGUCACAAAAAGAACAAGCGGAAACACUGGAGAAGGCAGUGGGCAGAAAGCAGCCUAUUAUCUGACGUGGAGAUGUUGAAACACAGCGUGGAAGUGAACUCGCUUUCUGCGGAUAGGAACAAGACUGGGAACAUCAGUGAAAGGAAGAGCCACAAACGAACAAAGCGGUUUCUCUCCUACCCUCGGUUUGUGGAAGUGAUGGUGGUGGCUGACAGCAGGAUGGUCGCCUACCACGGAGCUAAUCUACAGCACUAUGUCUUAACGUUAAUGUCAAUAGUGGCUUCUAUCUACAAAGACCCAAGCAUUGGAAAUUUAAUUAAUAUCGUUAUUGUGAAAUUGGUCGUGAUACAUAACGAACAGGAUGGCCCUGCAAUAUCUUACAAUGCCCAGACGACGUUAAAAAACUUCUGCCAAUGGCAGCAAUCCCAGAACCACCCCGAAGGAAGUCACCUUCAACACGAUACAGCCGUGCUUGUUACCAGACAGGAUAUUUGUAGAGCGCACGACAAAUGUGAUACUCUGGGUCUGGCAGAGCUGGGCACAGUCUGUGACCCAUACAGGAGCUGUUCAAUUAGUGAAGAUAACGGUCUGAGCACUGCUUUCACAAUAGCACAUGAACUUGGCCAUGUAUUUAACAUGCCACAUGAUGACAAUCAUAAGUGUAAAGAAGAUGGAGGUAAAAAUCAACAGCAUGUCAUGGCGCCAACACUGAACUUCUACACCAAUCCCUGGAUGUGGUCAAAAUGCAGUAGGAAAUACAUCACUGAAUUUCUGGACACUGGUUAUGGGGAGUGUUUGCUUGAUGAACCUUCAUCAAGAACUUACACGUUGCCUCAGCAGCUCCCGGGGCUGAUUUAUGAUGUCAACAAGCAAUGUGAGUUAAUUUUUGGCCCCGGAUCUCAAGUGUGCCCGUAUAUGAUGCAGUGUCGGCGACUUUGGUGUAUUAACAUCGACGGUGCGCACAAGGGAUGUCGUACUCAACACACGCCUUGGGCUGAUGGGACAGAAUGUGAGCCUGGAAAGCACUGCCGGUUUGGGAUGUGCGUGCCGAAAGAGCGAGAGGCGCCGGUGAUAGACGGAGCGUGGGGGACGUGGAGCCCUUUCGGGACCUGCUCGAGAACCUGCGGCGGCGGCAUAAAGACGGCAAUACGAGAGUGCAACAGGCCCGAGCCUAAAAACGGUGGGAAAUACUGCGUGGGUCGUCGCAUGAAGUUUAAAUCCUGCAACACUGAACCGUGCUCAAAGCUGAAGAAGGAUUUCCGGGAUGAGCAGUGCGCUGACUUCGACGGGAAGCACUUUAACAUCAACGGGCUGCCCACGAACGUGCGCUGGGUUCCCAAAUACAGCGGCAUCCUGAUGAAGGAUCGGUGCAAGUUGUUCUGCCGGGUGGCGGGAAAUACGGCGUAUUACCAGCUGCGGGAUCGCGUCAUCGACGGGACGCCCUGCGGCCCUGACACGAAUGACAUCUGUGUGCAGGGCCUUUGUCGGCAAGCUGGAUGUGAUCAUGUGCUGAAUUCAAAAGCAAGGAGAGAUAAAUGUGGUGUUUGUGGUGGGGAUAAUUCUUCAUGCAAAACUGUUGCGGGCACAUUUAACACGGUGCAUUAUGGCUAUAACGUUGUGGUCCGCAUCCCAGCUGGUGCAACUAAUAUUGAUGUGCGUCAGCACAGUUACUCAGGGAAGCCAGAGGAUGACAACUACCUGGCCUUAUCUAACAGUCAAGGAGACUUUAUAUUAAAUGGAGACUUUGUCGUCAGUAUGUUUAAAAGGGAAAUCAAAGUUGGGAAUGCUGUGAUCGAAUACAGCGGAUCGGAUAAUACUAUUGAAAGGAUUAAUUCUACAGAUCGGAUUGAGCAAGAAAUAACGCUUCAGGUUUUAUCAGUGGGUAAUUUGUACAAUCCCGACGUUCGUUACACAUUUAAUAUCCCCAUUGAGGACAAACCUCAGCAGUUUUACUGGAAUGCGUACGGCCCGUGGCAGCCCUGCAGUAAGCUCUGUCAAGGGGAACGAAAAAGGAAACCCGUGUGUACGAGAGAGUCGGAUCAGCUCACAGUGUCGGACCAGCGAUGUGACCGGAUUCCCCAGCCUGACCCCAUCACUGAGCCUUGUAGCACGGAAUGUGAAUUAAGGUGGCACAUCGCGAGGAAGAGCGAGUGCACGGCCCAGUGCGGGCUGGGGUACCGCACCCUGGAGAUCUACUGCUCCAAGUACAGCAGGCUGGAGGGGAAGAUAGAGAAGGUCGACGACCGCUUCUGCAACAGCCAGCCCAAGCCGAGCACGAGGGAGAAAUGCACUGGAGACUGUAACGUGGGAGGGUGGCGGUACUCGGCCUGGACCGAGUGCUCCAAGAGCUGCGGUGGGGGCACACGGCGGCGACGAGCCAUGUGCGUGAACACCUACAAUGACGUCCUGGAUGACAGCAAGUGCAGUCAGCAGGAGAAGCUGACGGUGCAGCGAUGCAGUGACUUCUCGUGCCCCCAGUGGAAAACUGGUGACUGGUCCGAGUGCCUGGUCACCUGUGGAAAAGGGCACAAACACCGCCAGACCUGGUGCCAGUUUGGAGAAGAUCGGUUAAACGACAGGUUUUGCGAUCCCGAAACGAAGCCGGAGUCGGUGCAGACGUGCCAGCAGCAGGAGUGCGCUUCGUGGCAAGUGGGGCCGUGGGGCCAGUGCACGAUGACCUGUGGCCAAGGCUACCAGAUGAGAGCGGUGAAGUGUGUCGUGGGCACCUACAUGUCAGUGGUGGAUGAUAACGAGUGUAAUGCUGCAACCAGGCCAACAGAUACCCAGGACUGUGAAAUAGCAGCAUGUCCUCCCCAUCCAAAUAGUCCCGAAGCCAAGAGAUCCAUAUCAGGCAUUCACAGGACACAGUGGAGAUUUGGAUCCUGGACACCAUGCUCCGCGACGUGUGGGAAGGGUACCCGGAUGAGAUACGUCAGCUGUCGGGAUGAUCAGGGCUCGGUGGCUGAUGAGUCAGCUUGUUUCCACCUCCCGAAGCCAUCAGCCACGGAAAUGUGCACCGUGAUGCCAUGUGGGCAGUGGAAGGCCUUGGAGUGGAGCUCCUGCUCGGUGACUUGUGGUCAAGGUAAGGCAACGCGACAAGUGAUCUGCAUCAAUUACAGUGACCAGCUGGUGGAUAGGAGUGAGUGCGAUCCAGACGACCUCCCUGCCACCGAGCAAGACUGCUCCAUGUCUCCUUGUCAUCCAAACAGCCAUGACUACGGCAGGCCCAUCCACCCUUUCCUCUAUCCGGAUCAUCGCCUGAAACUGCACCCCGGAGGCAGCCCGAACCGAAACCGUGCGCAUAUACCAGGAGGCAAUCAGUGGAGGAUUGGCCCCUGGGGUGCUUGCUCUAGCACGUGUGCGGGGGGGUUCCAGCGGCGGGUCGUGGUGUGCCAGGAUGAAAACGGAUACACCGCAAAUAACUGUGAUGAGAAAAGCAAACCCAUAGAGCAGAGAUCGUGUGAAUCUGGCCCCUGUCCUCAGUGGGCUUAUGGCAACUGGGGAGAGUGCACAAAGCCAUGCGGGGCAGGGACAAGAACGCGGCUGGUGGUGUGCCAGCGCCCUAAUGGAGAAAGGUUUACGGAUCUGAGCUGUGAAAUCCUUGAUAAGCCACCGGACAGAGAGCAGUGCAAUGUGCAGGACUGUCCUAGAGAUGCUGCCUGGAGCGCUGGUCCUUGGAGCUCGUGUUCUGUCUCCUGUGGAAGGGGCCAAAAGCACCGCAAUGUGUACUGUUUGUCAAAGGAAGGGAGGCAUGUAGAAGAAGAUUAUUGCAAGCACCUUGCUAAGCCCAACAUGCAAAAGAAAUGCAGAGGGGGCAGAUGUCCGAAGUGGAAAGCAGGAGAUUGGGGACAG